GCGGGCCACAGGUUCGCGAGCGCGCGGAAAACGACACGGACGUAUCGCGAUGACCGAUGGCGCGGCGGUUCAUGCGUCGGGUGUACCGGGCCGCGUCGGCUGGCGGGAGUCGCGUUCCACGACUCGCGUGAACAACAACUGCUCGUCCUCGCCUCCGCGAAUCAAAAUAUUGUAUCUAAAUGUAUUAUUACGUCGGCCGCCGCGUGUGCACUCGACGGAAUAUAUAGUCCAGCSAUAACCGUCCGUGUGGAUAUAACUUAAUAUAGGUGUCUAUGGGCAAUGGACCAUAGUAAUCGAAUAGCGCGCCUUUUGGACCACAAAUUGGUAUAUACUGUAGUCACUACGACAUCUUCAGGUUCUGAGUGAACAUUUGUAACUCUGUCCAAUAACCAUUUUAAAGGUGAUAAUUAUGGGCCACGGAAAUGCAAGUAGAUACCCGUGGGGUCCGGAUGAUGUAUGCCCUGGUGGAUUAAUUUUGCCAAUUCUAGACGAACGACUAUGGCCAAUCAAAGUACGAAUGGUUGUUUAUUUAUUUACGUUGCUUUAUUUCCUAUUGGGAAUAUCUAUUGUUKCUGAUGUAUUUAUGACUGCUAUUGACAAAAUUACUAGUCAUACAAAAAAAGUUUAUUUGGCUAAAGAGUUAAAUCCAAAUGGCUCGGACGUUUCUCUUCGACCGGAUCAACCCGAAGUGAUUGAAGUACGUAUAUGGAAUCCAACGAUUGCAAAUCUCACAUUGAUGGCUCUAGGUACUUCUUCACCGGAAAUUUUGUUAUCUAUCAUUGAAACGGUGGGCCAUCAUUUUGAAGCUAGAAAAUUAGGACCGAACAUCAUUGUUGGAUCUGCUGCUUUCAAUUUGUUAAUAAUUACUAGUCUAUGUACACUUUCGUUAAGCUUAAACGAAAAAAGAAGAAUACAUGACUUAAAAGUAUUUUUAGUGAUUGGUGCAUUUAGUUUCUUCGCCUAUAUUUGGCUUCUUUUAAUAAUCGAAGUAAUUUCGCCAAAUGUUAUUGAAUUAUGGGAAGCUGCGGCGACGUUCUUGUUAUUUCCAAUCCUCAUGUUUUUCGCUUAUGCUACCGAUAAAAAUUGGUGUGGAAAAAGCACUGAACAUAACACACAUCAACUAGACUUAGACCUAGAUCAGAAUGAAACGAAAAAGCAAUUAAUUUUAAACAAUGGAAAAAUAGACAAAGAAAAUUUGAUUAAAUUCGUAAAAAAUGUAAAAAAAUACUCCGGGAUAACUGAUGCAGAGGCAGCAAAGCUUGCAGCUACCAAAUUGAUCGAUUCAACACAUCGUGGAGCUAUGUGGUAUCGCAUUGGAGCAGUUAGACGUCUUACCGGUGGCAAGCAAAUAGAGCCUAUUUUAGAAGACCAUCUUARACAAAUUUAUGACGUGAUAAAACAAAAUGGCGAGAAAGGAUACGAUAAUACAUUAAACAAUAAGCCACCUAAUUUUUCACAAAAUGAUGAAAAAAAAUAUGCGAUAAUAGAGUUCCACGCCCCCACCAUUGCGGUUAAAGAAAAUAUAGGAAAAUUUCCUGUCACUAUUUGGCGACACGGAAAUCUAAACACAAAAGCAACUGUUAGAGUGGAUAGUAUCAAUGGAACAGCUAAAGAAGGAGAAGAUUUUGUGAAAGUGAAGGAGAUUGUCGAAUUUAAAGAAAAUGAAGAAGAAAAAGAAAUUUUUAUCGAGAUACUCGAUGAUAAUAAAUGGGAACCAGAUGAAGAGUUUUUCCUUAGAAUGUCUGUGAUUCACCAUAAAGAAUUAUCGGUAAAACUUGGGUGUAUUUCAAUAAUGGAAGUGACUAUAAUCGACAACGAUGAACCGGGUAUUAUAAGCUUUGGUAAAAGAGGCCUAYUAGUAAAAGAGAGCACUGGUUUCGUCGAGGUGCCCAUUGUUCGAACGCAUGGAUCAGACAGCGAGGUCAGUGUCAAAUGGAAGACUAUUGAUGAAUCGGCCAUUUCCGGACGAGAUUAUGUAGGCGGCGAGGGUGAAAUUAUUUUCAAAGAUAAAGAAGUAGCUAAAAUACUGCGAAUUGAAAUAAUCAAUGACAUGUGUCCGGAGAAGGACGAAUGUUUUGAAAUCAAAUUAUUUGAAACAACAGGUGGUGCGAAAAUUGGAAAUGUUAACAGGAUAGCCAUCACGAUCAGUAGUGACGAUGAUUUUGAUUCAGUGGUCGAUCGUCUGAUGUUGUUGACUAACAUUAAUAUUCAUGCACUCGAGUUGCACCGUCAAACUUGGGCAGAACAAGUUAAAACAGCGAUGACUGUGAACGGUGGMGAUUUGACCAAUGCAACAACUUUAACUUAUGUGUUUCAUUUUUUUUCGUUUUUUUGGAAAGUUAUAUUUGCUUUUAUACCCCCAGCAGCCGUGUUUUCUGGUUGGUUAAGAUUUUUCACCUCCUUGACGUUAAUAGGAGUCAUGGCCACGAUAAUUGGCGAUUUAGCUACAAUUUUCGGUUGUUUAAUUGGACUAGACGAUGCCGUAACUGCAAUCACAAUAGUAGCACUCGGAAUGUCACUGCCAGAUAUUUUGGGAGCCUGUAUGGUUACUCGAGCGGAAACCCACGCAGAUGAGGCAAUGAUACACAUUGCAGGUUCAAUAGCUGUAAAAGUAUUGAUGGGUGUCGGACUGCCAUGGUUUAUCGCUGCUUUGUAUCACUACUUACAUGGAAACUUGUUCGAAAUUCCAUCAAAUCGUAUUGGUUUUAAUGUUCUUCUGUAUUCUGUUAUGGCGAUUUUGGCUGUAACUGUAUUAAUGGUCCGUAGAAAUGUUGAGUUUUUUGGAAAAGCGGAAUUGGGUGGACCGACGAAAGGAAGAUAUAUUACUGUUGCUAUAUUAGUCUCGUUGUGGGUAAUUUAUUUGUCACUCACUUGUUUCCAAACGUUUUAAUUUAAUUUUAAAGACAUUUUAUAGCGCCAAUAGUGUUCUUAUUGGCCACAAUAUAGUUACUACCUACGUAUUUUUUUAUGUAAU
This is a messenger RNA of Diuraphis noxia (Russian wheat aphid), 2974 nucleotides long. RefSeq names its product sodium/calcium exchanger 3 (gene Calx). Gene Ontology annotation, biological process: cell communication; calcium ion import across plasma membrane; sodium ion transmembrane transport. Gene Ontology annotation, cellular component: postsynapse; axon; sarcolemma. Gene Ontology annotation, molecular function: calcium:sodium antiporter activity. NCBI's taxonomy places the organism in Eukaryota, Metazoa, Arthropoda, Insecta, Hemiptera, Aphididae. The record is from RefSeq and is a predicted model, not a curated record.